AUGGAAGAAGAGGAGGAAGAUAGGGUUUUGCUCAGCAAUUUAGGUGUUACGUCUGCAAAUCCUGAAGACAUUGAACGUGACAUUUUAGAAAAGGCAGGAAAAAAUGCUGAAGACAGUAGUGAAGCUGGAAGGGAUGGAGAUGAGGUGCUUCACAAUCAAACCAAAAGCAACAAAACGCUAUCUACUGUUCAUGAAAAUUUGAACAACAAAUUGAGAGCUGUUGAAAUUGAAAUAGAUGCUGUUACAUCUGCUGUUAAACAAUUGGAGAGCUUCAAAAGACAUGAUGAUAUUUUUUCUGAAGGUGACGAUGAAAGGGAGCAGGAAGCUGCAGAUAUUGAAAAAGAUAAUCUUUGGGCAUCUCCAAAUGAUGUGACCCUUCAGCAUGCUCUUGCUGCAGAUCGAUUAAGAAGCCUGAUAAAUACAAAGGCUCAACUUGAGAAAGAAAUUUUGGAUUCUUCCAAUGACAUUAAGGAUAACAAGUUGUUAAGAGAUCUCGUCAAGGAAGAGCCUAAAACCAAACGAAAGUUGAAAGAGAUUCAGAAAACAAGCACGAAAAAGAACAAGAACAAAAGGGUGAAAACAGUUUCAUUCAUUGAAGAUGAUGAUUUUGAUGCUGUUCUAAAUGUGGCCUCUACAGGGUUUGUGGAAACAGAAAGGGAUGAGUUAGUUCGGAAAGGAGUUUUAACUCCGUUUCACAAGCUUCAAGGCUUUGAACGCCGUAUAGAGGAGCCAGAACCAUCCAAUAGGCACAGAGUAGCCGAAGAUGUAAAAAAUAAUAACAGUCUUGCUUCAUCUAGCAUAGGUAGAGCUCUUCAGUCAAUGUCAGAGGCUGCACAAGCUCGCCCCACAACUAAGUUGCUUGACCCAGAAUCAGUGCCAAAGCUUGAGGCUCCCACCCAUCCUUUCCAAAGGCUAAAAGCUCCCUUGAAGAUCUCUCAGUCCCUUGAAACUGAGACAGUGAAGGAUAAAGACAGCAAAAGAAAGAAGAAAAGACCAUUGCCAUCAAAGAAGUGGCGGAGGCUAGCCUCUCGAGAGGAAAACGAAGAAGCUGAUGCAAAAACCUCUAGUUAUGAAGAAGACGAUUUGGAAGAUAUUGAAGACGUGGAAGAUGAAGGACCUUCAUUUGUGACGCUUGAAGGGGGACUGAGAAUCCCAGAAACAAUUUUUACCAAGCUUUUUGACUAUCAGAAGGUUGGUGUACAGUGGUUAUGGGAACUACAUUGUCAAAGAGCAGGAGGAAUAAUUGGAGAUGAAAUGGGUCUUGGUAAAACCAUCCAGCAGUGGAAGAGAGAAGCUAUGAAAUGGUAUCCAAGAUUUCAUGUGGAGAUAUUACAUGACUCUGCUCAGGAAAUGACCACUAGGAAAAAGAGAUCAAAAUCAAAUGAAAGCGAUAAUGAAAGUGAUGAAUUGCUUGACAGUGAUAGUGAAGGAAAAUUACCUUCUAAAAGUACCAAAAGAUGGGAUGCUCUGAUAUAUCGUGUUUUGACAUCAGAAUCUGGUCUGCUGAUCACAACUUAUGAACAACUUCGUUUAAUAGGUGAUAAAUUGCUUGAUAUCGAAUGGGGAUAUGCCAUUUUAGAUGAAGGACAUCGGAUUCGAAAUCCAAAUGCUGAAAUCACUCUUGUUUGCAAACAGUUGCAGACUGUUCAUCGUGUGAUAAUGACGGGUGCACCUAUUCAGAACAAACUGUCUGAAUUGUGGUCCUUGUUUGAUUUUGUCUUCCCUGGAAAGCUUGGUGUUUUACCCAUUUUUGAGGCUGAAUUUGCUGUUCCCAUAUCUGUUGGUGGUUAUGCUAAUGCAACUCCUUUGCAAGUUUCCACUGCUUACAGAUGUGCUGUUGUUCUACGUGACUUGAUCAUGCCUUACCUUCUCCGGCGGAUGAAGGCUGAUGUGAAUGCUCAUCUUCCAAAGAAGACUGAACAUGUCCUCUUUUGCAGUCUCACUCCAGGGCAGCGAUCUGUAUAUCGUGCUUUUCUUGCUAGCUCCGAGGUUGAACAAAUUUUUGAUGGAAACAGGAACUCUCUGUAUGGAAUUGAUGUGAUGCGUAAGAUUUGCAACCAUCCCGAUCUACUUGAGAGAGAACAUUCUCAAGGGAAUCCAGACUACGGAAAUCCUGAACGUAGUGGAAAAAUGAAAGUUGUUGCUCAAGUGCUUAAGGUGUGGAAUGAGCAGGGACACCGUGUUCUUCUUUUUUCACAAACUCAACAGAUGCUUGAUAUUCUUGAGAAUUUUUUGAUUGCUGGUGGCUAUAAUUACAGGCGAAUGGAUGGUCUUACUCCUGUAAAACAGAGAAUGGCUCUGAUAGAUGAAUUUAACAAUUCUGCGGAUGUGUUCAUUUUUAUUUUGACGACCAAGGUUGGUGGCCUGGGAACAAAUUUGACUGGUGCCAACAGGGUGAUCAUUUUUGACCCUGACUGGAACCCCUCAACUGAUAUGCAGGCCCGGGAGCGUGCUUGGCGUAUUGGUCAAAGAAAGGACGUUACAGUUUAUAGAUUGAUUACUCGUGGAACAAUUGAAGAGAAGGUGUAUCACAGGCAGAUCUACAAACAUUUCCUUACCAAUAAAAUAUUGAAGAAUCCACGACAGAGAAGAUUUUUCAAAGCUCGUGAUAUGAAGGAUCUUUUCACGUUAAAUGAGGAUGAAAAUGGUCUCUCUACAGAAACAUCUAGUAUUUUUGGUCAAUUGUUGGAAGAAGUAGAUGUUGUAGGGGCCCAUAAAAAUAAACAGGAUAAGCCAGAUUCUGAGAAAGCCUCCAAAUCGGAUCCCAAUGGUUCCGCAACUGACUUGGGACAUAAUUCAGAGGCUAAUGGUGAAGAAACAGCCAGUCCUGGUGAUGUAGAUGAAGAUACAAGCUUUCUGCAGAGUCUUUUUGAUGCUCAUGGGAUUCACAGUGCUGUGAACCAUGACGCUAUCUUGAAUGCUCAUGAUGAAGACAAGACAAAGCUUGAGGAAGAAGCUUCCCAAGUUGCACAGAGAGCUGCUGAAGCACUGCGCCAUUCACGAAUACUUAGAAACCAAGAAAGUAUAACUGUUCCAACCUGGACCGGAAAAUCGGGUGCUGCUGGUGCACCAUCAUCUGUCAGAAGAAAAUUUGGGUCAACUGUUAAUUCCCAAUUAUUAACCAAUUCAAGGCCAUUGGAAGACGUACCAAAUAAUGAAGCCAGCAGGCAAUAUCAGAUUACUGCUGGGGCAUCAUCAGGUAAAGCAUUGUCCUCAGCCGAGUUACUGGCUAAGAUUAGAGGAAACCAAGAAACAGCCAUUAGUGAUGGGCUUGAGCAUCAGUUUGGCAUGCCUUCAACUUCUGGUGGCCGUGAAAGAUCUACAAGUAAUGGGCCUUCUAGAUCAUCGAACACCUUCGGAUCGCAGCCAGAAGUUUUGAUUCGUCAAAUUUGUACAUUUAUCCAACGGAAAGGUGGAAGCACAGAUUCAGUCAGCAUUGUCGAGCAUUUCAAAGACAGGAUACCAUCAAAAUAUCUGCCACUGUUUAAGAAUCUUUUAAAGGAGAUAGCUAUUUUAAAGAAAAACCCUAACGGGUCCUUUUGGGUUCUGAAGCCGGAGUACAAGGAGCAGUAA
This is a messenger RNA of Fraxinus pennsylvanica, 3573 nucleotides long. Lineage: Eukaryota; Viridiplantae; Streptophyta; Magnoliopsida; Lamiales; Oleaceae. The record is from the annotation of a GenBank genome assembly.